GGGUCAAGGCCAAGAAUGCAACUCCAAGGAUACUUGCUUGGAAAUCCAGUUUCAGAUUCUUUUAUUGAUGUAAAUGAGAGAAUCCCAUAUGUUCACCAAGUGUCACUCAUUUCAGAUGAAAUCUAUGAGGCUGCUAAAACUAAUUGCAGUGGGGACUAUGUCAAUGUGGAACUUAACAAUACACUUUGUGUUACUGCUCUUCAAAAAAUUAAAGAUUGUCUUCUACAAAUAAAUCUUGCACAAAUUUUGGAACCCCAAUGUGCUUUUGCAUCUGGUAGAAGAACUGAGUUGGAUGGGAUCUUAGAGCUCGAGAAGCAAGUACUAUGGAUUACCUCCUUUCAGAGUCUAAGCUACCUGAACUGCAUUGCCGGUUGUGUAGAUACUUUUCACGAAGAGAAGAGCAAACGUGAAAGAAGAAAAGAAAACAAAGCUUUGACUAUGGAAUUGUUGGCUGUGGCAUAUUCGUCCCUUGUAGCCAAAAUGGAGGAGAUUAUAUAUAGGUUGGUCAUGCUGGAAUUUUCAGCCACACAGAAGUAUUCUUUUGCAUCUAAUUCAACUUACAAUGUGGAAGAGGCUGGUGAUCUGUAA
Molecule: messenger RNA, 588 nt
Organism: Rosa chinensis
Lineage: Eukaryota; Viridiplantae; Streptophyta; Magnoliopsida; Rosales; Rosaceae
Product: serine carboxypeptidase-like 17
Exons: 5
Coding region: 16-588 (190 amino acids)
Biological process (GO): proteolysis; secondary metabolic process
Molecular function (GO): acyltransferase activity, transferring groups other than amino-acyl groups; serine-type carboxypeptidase activity
Source: RefSeq, a predicted model, not a curated record